AGUUUAAAUUAAUGUUGCAAUAAUUUAUUGAAGAUCAGUUUAAAAUAACAACGCAGUAAGAAUUUCGUGAAGCGAGAUAGAUUAUCUUAAUGAAUUUUAUUCCAUGACUAUGGAUGACAGGGUUGAGUGGCAUGAAAUGGUGUAAACGAGUAUGCGCGGAAUCGCAACCGUUAGAAAAUUGCGCCAUUUUUUAGUUGUAACCAAGAUAAUUUUCCGAGUGUUAUAACAUUAGACUAAAUAUUUAUGAUAUCAUAAACGGUGGUGUACCAACGGAAGCUUCGCGCACGAGGCAACAUUUUUACCGGGUUGUUUUAAGAAAAGUAUUUGUUUCUGUAAACAAAAUGUCGGUGGAUACGCUUAGUGAUUCGGAACUGCGUAGAAAAUUGAUGGAAUAUGGGUACCCGGUGGGUCCAGUGACACAGACCACUAGAAAGAUUCUUGCGAAGAAAUUAAAAAAUCUGAUUGAAACUCGAGGCGGUACAGGGUCACGACAUUCAUUGGCUGCCAGAUACAGCAGCGAAGAUACGGAUGAUGAUUCAAGUUCAACAGUUAGUAAGAAGAAAAAGACAACAGCGAGCUCUAGAAGACAAACUAUGGCAAAUCCAAUGCCUCCACCUUCGCCGGUUUUAACUUCUUCCGAUGUAAACAUACUAAAAAAUGUCAAAGACAAAGGAGAUUCUGAAUUCAAAGAUCCUGUGGUACCAGAUUAUGAUAGUUCGUCGUCCUUUACAACGCGUACAUUAACAAAAACUACUCAUAAGAAGUAUAUGAAAUCUAACAAGUCGUCAAGUGUAACCGACGGACUAGAAACUGGUUCAGAUUCGGAUGUUAUCGAAGAACCAAUCAAAAGUUAUUCGCCGUCUAAAUACUUAUCAAAUGUUGGAAAAUCUCAUGAUUCUAUGAUAUACAAACACAAUGUAUCUGAUCAAGAACAAAUUCCAAAAUCGUAUGAUGCAAAAUCAAGGUCUAUUCAUACUAUAAAAGACAACAAAUACAAUGAAUCAGUUUUUGAUUCCAAUAUGUCUCCGAUACAAGCUACAACCGAGGAUGUAUGUAUGAAAGAUAAUUCAAAUCAAAGAGAUCUGCUGGCAAGUUAUGAAACGCCAUUUUUAUCAGAAUUCACUAGGAGACUCAGCUCAAGAUCAUCUGUAAAUUUACCAUCGACAUCGUUGUCGAAUUUGAAAAGCCCAUCUUCGUGUCUUACAUCAAAUGUACCAGACUUGAAAGAAAAAGAUUCAAACGGUCAUUUUUCGUCCUUACGAUCAUUGUAUUCCUCAUCAAAUGCUGGUUCAAGGCACACAACAUCGUCCGUGGAUAGACCUCGAGAAACGAUGAGUAGAACGUUCAAAUCUUCACCUACGAACAGAGAAGAUACGCGCAAUAACCACAAUAUGGUGUCUGUGAUUUUAGUCAUGGUACUUGCUUUAUUUUUUGGAAUCCUUGCCGUUAUAUACAUGGGACUUAGUGGAAAAACAGAAACUUUUCCAUCACUUGCAACGGAUAGCAACAUACCACUGUGUUUUCUCGAGGAUGACCUUGAAACACCUGGAGUUAACUGUGUACUGAAAGAAAACGUAGAAUCGGUACUGCAAUUAUUGAAGCGGCUUCAACCGAUUUUAACGAAAAAAGCUGUGUCCAUGAUAUGCGACAAUUCUAGCGAAACGCCUUAUUUAACUGAUUCUGAGAUCAUGCAAAUGUUCACAAAUAGUAGAGUGACAAGCCUGGAGGUGAAGGAAGAUUUGCAAAAUGCACAAUUGCUUGUUAUAAAGAAUCCUCAAUGGGGUAUAUCCCUGAUAGAUAUAAGCGACGAUAAUGGAAAUCCUGGCGACGUUUUGGAUUCCUUGGAUAAACUAUUUUCUACUCGUUUAAAUGGGAAAGUUGGAAUGAUGAUCACGAACCCGGAAUUGCCGAUGAAAUGUCUAAUUAAGAACAAGCUUUUCACCAUAUUUUCGUCCCUUCUAAUCGUGUCACUUGGCCUUCUAGCAGCUAUAGGGAUCCAGAAAUUAUUUGUUUGGUACAUAAGGUACAAGAAAAGUACCGAGAGAGAAGUGUUUAAACUUGUUAGCGACAUUAUUAACAUGGUCGAGAUGCAUCAUCAAAAUGCGGCUGUUGCAACGCCCGGUGGGACGCAAGAAAGUUUCCUAGCCAUAAAUCAUGUACGGGAUAAUCUUAUACCACCGAAAGAUCGUAGAAAAAUGGCUGGACUCUGGGAGAGAGCAGUUAAAUUCUUAGAUGAAAAUGAAUCCAGAAUUCGAAGGGAAGUACAACAGGUUGCUGGCGAAGAGUUUCACGUAUGGCGUUGGUUACCUAAUAAUACUCUAAAUAAAUCAAACACACAGAUAUUUGGUUUAAAUAAAAAAUCUAAAGUGUGGCAAGGCCAAGCGUUUGAAACGAUGGAAGGUUCUGUUAAUAGUCUGACUUGUUCGCCAACACCGUGUUUAAAAAUAAGGCAUAUGUUUGAUGCCGAUGUAGAAUUUGAGGACGAUUGGGAAACAAAAGUGCAAGAUGCCAUUCUAGAAAAAUGUGGAGAUGGUGUAAAAAUUCUACAUAUUCGUGUAGAUCGUGGUAGUCGAGAAGGUUGCGUUUAUAUGAAAUGUAUGUCGCAAGAAGAUGCGGGAAAAGCUUACAGAGCUUUGCAUGGAUGUUGGUUCGAUGGUCACUUAGUAACUGUGAAGUACCUGAGAUUGGAGAGAUACCAUGAGAGAUUUCCAGACGCGCGUCGUUGCACAACACCGUUAAAGCCAAGUAACAAUCAACGAUUAUCAAUGCAGGUGGAUUAUUAGAAGGAGUGUUACACGUGAAUGUAAACUAACAAAAAUACCUCUUUGCUUGUACGCGUAAGAUAACAAGUAAAAUUUCAAUGUUAGCCGCUAAAUAAUUGUUUGCGGUUCAGAAUCAACGAGAUACUUCUAUUUUUUCCUCUGAAAGAGAAUAGAACUUCGUACUAUCGCGCAGAAGUAUGAAGUCCUUGGGACUUGUAAUUGUGUGAUAGUAUUCUAAGAAGAGGCAGAGACUUUUUAUAAGCAUUUUCGUUUUCGAUUUGUAACUUGUAUAUUAUGUUCUAUCGUCGUUUUUUUUUUUAAAAAGAAAAAAAUU
Molecule: messenger RNA, 3096 nt
Organism: Osmia lignaria (orchard mason bee)
Lineage: Eukaryota; Metazoa; Arthropoda; Insecta; Hymenoptera; Megachilidae
Gene: MAN1
Product: LEM domain-containing inner nuclear membrane protein MAN1
Biological process (GO): nuclear envelope organization; negative regulation of BMP signaling pathway
Molecular function (GO): chromatin DNA binding
Source: RefSeq, a predicted model, not a curated record